UGUCCUGGGGAAACAGAACUGACGCAGUAUUGCCUGUGUACUCUCUAAAGAAUAGGUUGUCCCUGUUUCAGUUUGGGCUUGGUUUGCUCUUCAAGGAGCAAAACAAUAUAGAUUCUGUGCAGAUGUUUGUGAGGCCAGGACUUAGGAGUGGAGCUGUUUGAGAGUAGCAAUAUACCCUGGUUCUAAUAUUCUUACGUGAUCUUAGUUCUGCUCUCAUUAGCAUAUAUGAGGGUCUUCAUUACACUUAAACAAGAUAAUACAAUUAUGGUUAGGUAUAUACUUUUGAAAUAUCUUUAAUUGCAUUACUUCAGAAGAGAAAAGAACGAUCAUCACUGAUCAUCUGAAUGUUCACAAUAACUGAUACUUUGGCAUGUGUUUAGCAGUCUCUGGGACAAAUGAUCUCAAGCAUCUCAAGAUCUUUCUGGGCUUUGCAGUGCAAAUUUAAUUUUCGUCAGAAUCUUCUCUGACUUAAGUUUUAGGCAUGUAGUUUAGUUGGACCACUUUGAAAAUAUUUAGGUGCUUAAAAAACAUUAUUUUCAAAAGUUACUCCCUAAGUAAAGAAAAAACCUCUCUUCCAAAUAAUUCAGUAUUAAUUUCCCAGCAGCUUCCCAGUUGAGAAAUCUGUGGGAUGUUUAUUCCUCUAAUUCCUUCUGUAUAUGAGGGCAGAUGGAUUGCAGUCACUGGAGGCAGAGUUGUGCUAACAGUGAACUGGGCCAAAAAGCUUGAAUUUGUAAUGAAAACUGUCUUGGCAACUGACAUUUCUGUUCUGCUUGGCUAUGCAAUAGACAGUGGAAUAGAGGGCCGAGAAGCAUUAAGGGGAAAUAAUAUAGUGACAAAGUUACAGCUCGUUUACAGGUAUGUUGUAUGCCCCGCAAUGUAGAGGCAUUUUGAUUGAAAGCUGCUCAAUUUUUUGUGUGUAGUUUGCUUUACCAUUUAGAAAUGGGCUAGGAGCUUAUGUCAUUAAACAGGCAGAACCUAUGGGCUCUGAUGCAAGUCCAGUUUAUUCACCCAUUAGAGGCUUGAUGUCUUGAAGUUGGAUUGAAGGGAGAUAGAUGGUGAAAUAAGCCUGAGAGCUGUGAAGUGGUGAGAGAGACAAAAGACAUGGGAGGCUGAAUGUAGUCAGUAAAAUACUUCCUAAAAUGAUGAGAAAAUUCUUUUGACUGAGAAGAAAAAAUGCAUUCUGAAUGAUAACUACUGCAUGCUGAACCGAACUGGAAAGGUCUCAUGCUUUGGAGAUGAAGAUGAUAAAUCCAAAGAAAUAAUCCAGCUGCUACCAUUGUAACAACUGAAAGGUCCUUUGUGUCAAAAUGAACAGUUUUUGAGAAAAAUCUGGGAAGCAGUUAAAUCUGAAAAAUGGGCGAAAGAGUAAGGAGCCCAGAUUCUGAACACGACAGGAAAUCAGAUGGGAAUAAAAAUAGUGACUCCUAUUAUUCAGAUGAAGAUAACACAUCUCAUUCAUCUGGCCAGUCGCCAACACUAAGCUAUCCAUCUACAAGCCAAGAAAAAAGAGAUCACAAAACACAAACUUCAAACAGCCUUGUGCACUACCAAGCCACAAAGAAAUUCGGUUCCAAAUAUGCACCAAGCAAAAGAGAGACACGGUGGGGUUUCCGUUCUCAGAGCCUCACUAGGGAUUCUCCUGCAAAAGAUAUAGAUCUUGUUACAAAAAGAGUUCUUUCUGCUAGGCUGCUGAAAAUCAAUGAGCUCCGAAAUGAACUAACUGAACUCCACAUCAAACUAGAUGAGCUGCAGAAGGAAAACAAGGCACUGAAGAGGCUUCAGCACAGGCAGGAGAAAGCCUUGAGUAAGUUUGAAGAUACAGAAAACGAAAUCUCUCAGCUCCUUGCCCGGCACAACAAUGAGAUCAGAAUAUUAAGGGAGCGCCUACGAAAAUCUCAAGAGAGGGAACGUGCAACUGAGAGACGGCUGAAAGAUUCGGAAGGUGAACUGUACAGAACAAAAAUUGUCUUGCAGAAACUGAAAAAGCUGUCUGCAGAUAAGCACCUUGCUGAAAGAGAUGACCUGACAAAGAAACUAGCCUAUGCAGAGAGUAGGCUAGAGGACAGUGAAAGAAGAAUUAAGGAUUUGGAAAGAAAUCUUGAAUUAAGUGGUAGCAGUUUUCAACGAGAGUUACAUUCAAAGAAAAAAAAGAUGUAUGAGGCUCAAGAAGAAAACAGAAUUCUCCAAGAAGAGCUUCAUCAACUAAAUCAGAAGCUGAAGGAAAAAGAAAGAGAACUUGAAGCAAAAAAUAUAUACGCUAAUCGUAUGUUGAAGCUAUCACCAAGAAAAGACAUGGAUAUUAUACAACGAAAAAGAGCCAACAACCAAAAUAUUAAAAAAGGAUCACAGCUCACAAAAGGUGUGCAGACCAGUGGAUACUUCUCACCAGUAGAAUUAUUUCCAGAAUCAGAGCUUGCCUGUGGUGACACAGUAAACAAGAAAGAAGGGAUUCUUCCUAAAAUAGAAAAAGAAACUCAGGACAAAGAACAGAAAGAGCAAGCUGACCUCCUAAGACAAGACCGAGACAGGGAAAGAGAAGAGAAACAGAGUCAUUUUCAGGAAAUACAGGCUUUAGAGGAGAGGGUUCAAAAACUACAUGAUGACUGGGAAAGGGAAGAAUAUGACAAAAUGAAAAAGGAAAGCAGCUUUUUAUUGGAUAAAGAGAAAACAAAGAUGGAGACACAAGUCCACAAACCUGAAGUAGAGAGAGAAAGCACUGAAAUGCUGGAAGAGCAGCGAAAAAGAGAGUUCCUGCUUGCUAAAAUGCAAGAAAUUGAUAGAGAAACUCAAAAUGUGAUGAACAUGAAACCUGCUUCCCAAGCACCACUCAUAAAUACAGCAAGAAAAUUGCAUUCCAUGGAGAAAAAAGAAAAAACUAAUCAAUUCUUUGAGAUUCCUGGAAAGGUUACUAAUGGAUUUCCUGUAGAUGACAGCCGAGAUGAUGCCACAAGAGCACUAGGGCAGAAGCAACGAAAUGUAAGGACCUUAGAUUUAAGUAGUGAGAUAGCAUUUGGUAGUUACGUACCUUCCUUUGGGAAAGGAUCAGGGAGACAGAGUUGGCUUACUCAAAAAAGCGACAACUUAGAAGAAAAUGUUAAGGAAAAUGCAGAUUUCAAUAGUAAGAGAGAAAAGAAGUCCAAUUUAAUGGAGCAGCUCUUUGGAAGCAGUGCCAGUACCAUCUUUCUUUCUAAAAAUAAUGAUACAACACCUUUUGACAUAGAUUGGGACUCUAGUAAUACUCUUCUUGUUGAUAAAGCCAGUAAAGUCAAAGAAGACAGUGACCUUUUUGGUGAAGUAAGAAACCUAAGCAGACACCGUUUGCAACACACUACAAGCAAACCAGGAGUUAAGACCCUUGGUUCUUUAGAAGAUGACAUCGAAGAAGUAAUCUUACAAUAAUCAUAUUUUUAUAUGUUUUAUAUGUAAAUACUGAAAAAAUAUUUUCCUGUAAUAUUUAUUAGAUACAGAUUUGAAACAUUUCAGAGAUAUUGUAAAGCCUUAUGAAGGAAUAAUUUACAUGAAUGGGUAUAUGUAUAGAGGAAAGAUGCACUUUGAUAGAACAGCCUAAUCUAGAUGCAGGAGAUUUCUUCUAAAAUGUAAUAUCCAAGUACAGACCUUGGAGGUCCAGCAGUGACUCUUUUGGCAGAAAGACAGGGAGGGUGUUCUGAGGGACUUUGAUAGAUGAGAUAGGUGCUGGCUGGCUGCUUCAGUCAAUCAGAGAAGAUACUUUUGCCCCAACUUGGGCUCCAGACUGACUGUCACUCUUGCCACGUGGCACCAUCUGACUUGCGCAGCUGUGGCUCAGGGUCUGAGAGGCUCAGCAGCACAAAGCUGGUAAGGAUGCCAUAGGAAUGGAAGGACUUCCAGAGGCUUACUGAUUUGUGCCCUUUGCUCGUGCUCUGUCACGUACCCUUCAAGCUCCCUCUUACUCUUGUGUGCUCACUCUCUUACCCCCUUGUCCUUCUUUCUUUCAGUCUUGCCCUUGCUUCCUUUCAUACUCUCUCUUUUGCCAUCGCUCUCAGAGUUUUCGAGACUUACUGAUGUGUAAUGGUAUGUAAAGUAAAAUUACACUUCUCACAAAGGAGCAUUAUUAUUUAUUGCAGAAUGAGUUGGCUGAGAAGGCAGCAAGCUUUUAUGUGGCAGCCCUAGCAUUCAGGGCAGCUACCGGACGAGCAUCUCUGACUAGUCAGUAUAGGAAUUAGUUUGGGUUAUUUUUGCCUACAGGCUGCUUACAGUACACUGCUUUUCAUUUGGAGUAUUUCUUUUAGGCCUCAGAUAUUUUUUCUUUCUUGGGCAUUCAGAGAGCCUCUUAACUGUGCGUAUGUAACAUCAGCGUCAAAAAAUGGAUAGAAGAGACAUACCUAGCACAAAGGCUCAGGUAGAAAGAGAAAAUUCUACAUGGCAAUCAUUUUAUCUCAGAAGAACACAAAAAGAAACACAACUCAGGAACAGAUGAUCUCCCUUCUGCAUAGGUUUUCUGUAGACCAUACUACCAGAUUUGUCUAACUCCUCUCAUAUAUUCAGGUUCUGUUUGUUAUAUAAUGACAUUUUUUGUAAUUUCUGAAAUUUUUUAUUAAAAUUCCAAUCAUCACUAACUCAUUUUUUAACAAAAUGGUUUUAUUAAAUAACUUGAGUAAAAUUUUUGUGUGUAG
Messenger RNA from Athene cunicularia (burrowing owl), 4652 nucleotides. RefSeq names its product LCA5, lebercilin (gene LCA5). Gene Ontology annotation, cellular component: axoneme. Lineage: Eukaryota; Metazoa; Chordata; Aves; Strigiformes; Strigidae. Gene Ontology annotation, biological process: intraciliary transport. Bases 1354 to 3399 code for a protein of 681 amino acids. The record is from RefSeq and is a predicted model, not a curated record. The transcript has 8 exons.